Messenger RNA from Trichogramma pretiosum, 2670 nucleotides. Its product is annotated as forkhead box protein J1-A-like. The record is from RefSeq and is a predicted model, not a curated record. The transcript has 4 exons. The coding region runs from base 367 to 1434 and encodes 355 amino acids. Gene Ontology annotation, molecular function: RNA polymerase II cis-regulatory region sequence-specific DNA binding; DNA-binding transcription factor activity, RNA polymerase II-specific. Gene Ontology annotation, biological process: regulation of transcription by RNA polymerase II. Lineage: Eukaryota; Metazoa; Arthropoda; Insecta; Hymenoptera; Trichogrammatidae.
AGAGGAGUAGGUGCAUCAAAUCGGCCGCGCGCGAGAGACAGAGAGAGCUUGCGCUUGCGGACAGCAGCAGUCCGACGUGCAGUCAUGUAGACGCGUUGGUCAUUUCUCUUCCGAGAGGCUAUAACAACGUUGCGUCAAAGCUCGCAAGACAGAUUCCCGCUCACGUCCACGGAUACAAAUCACUUGUGAAUUUUAAUUGCGCUCUCUCCUUUUAUCUCUUCUACGAUUGGAGUAAUGGGCCUUUGUUUCGUCGCUCAUUGGACAGCAGCAGGACUACUCGAUCUCUAGGCAGCAGUGAAUCAAUAGGCAACGCGGACGGACGAGCAAACUUCCGCAAGCUCUGGGCUCGAGAGCCUGUCAUGCGAAAUGGUGCGCACCAGAGGGACGACGAGCUCGCUCGAGAAGCAAGUGGCCGUCGAGGUGGACUCGCUGGACUGCCUCGAGGAGGCCGCGACCGCCGCGGCCCUCGCCAGCCUCGAUAACAACAACAUGGACUGCGACAACGAUGAGGCCGAGCUGACCAAUCUCAAUUGGCUGCAGUCGCUCGACAUAACGAGCGCCUCGGGCCUGCCGACGCCGCCCUGCUCGCCGGCACCCCUCGUGCUCCCUCAGCAGCACGUCCAGCAGCGUCGCCCUCAACCCCCGCCCAAGCCCCAGAUCAAGAAGAUGUCGCCCCUGCUCAAAGCUCAGAUCGACAUGGCUGAGAACGGGCAAAAGUACCUGGUCGACGAGAGCAAGAAGCCGCCGUACUCGUACGCGACCCUCAUCUGCCUGGCGAUGCGCGCCAACGACAACAGAGUCACCCUGUCGAGCAUCUACGCCUGGAUACGCGACAACUUCAAGUAUUACCGGGUGGCCGAUCCGGCCUGGCAGAACUCCAUCCGCCACAAUCUCUCCCUGAACAAAUGCUUCGUCAAGCUGCCCCGCUCCAAGGACGAGCCGGGCAAAGGCGGCUUCUGGAAGCUCGACGUGGAGCGCCUCGAGGAGGGUCGUCGGACUCGUCGGCGCAACGCCUUCUCCCGCCGCUCGAGGACCUCGCCGGCGUCCUCGAGAUCCGCCGGCAACGGCGCGACCGGUAACAGCGGCCUCGUCCCCCCGGCGACGACGACGACGAGCAACGAUCAGCUGCAGCAGAGCCUCGUCUUUGCCAGCGAAACCGAUCACGUGUCAAAGAUACUCGAGGCCAACGGCGCCAAUCUCGAGGGUCCCAAGUGCCUCGUGCUGUACGAGACGCCGCCGAGCAGUGUAUCGCCUCCGAUACCCGACUCUCUGCCCGAGAUACCGGAAUCCGCCCAGGACUUUAACGUCUUUUCUACCCUGCAGGUGAACAUAAGCGAGGAGGACUUUACGGACCUGCUGAUCGAGAGUGCGGUCUGGGACGACGCCGUGGAAAAUCAGCUAGCCCUCCUGGACUCGGUUCUCGACAUGCUCUAAACAGGCCCUCGCUCAUCGCCGCGCGAAUCUUAGGCUCCGACAACGAGUUCAUUCAUUAUUCUGCUUUGUACAUUAUUUAUAAUCUUUAUUCUUGUUAAAAACUACGUUUCCACUAGUUUAGACGAGUACGUAUCGCACCCAGCCGACCCCGCUAAAUAAGAAGAAAUUAUCGUUUCAAAAUCACGAAAGUAUUAAAUAAUCAACAGCGAUUUCAUUUCAAAUCCGUGCCAAUCUAUCAAACGUCACACGUAAUUAUUACGCGCGAUAACGUUCGUUUUUUCUUAUUUACGCGCAACGUCGGGCGAGCGCUGCCUCAUCAAAGUGCAAAUAUUUUUUCGCUUUACAUUGACAAUUAUACAUUAUAUAUUACCUCGAGAUGGCAUUAUUAUAGUUUUACGCAAUGUACUGUAAGGAUUUUUCACCUUUUAGCCUAGUGAUAAUCGAGUUCUAUUAUACCGUAAUGUGUAAAUAAUAUCAAGUUGACGAGUUGGUAGAAGCAUUUGAAAAUUUAUUUUAUUUCAUGUAUUUUAAUUAAUGGCAAAAAAGUCGUGUAAAUAGAACAAAGCUGUUAGCCACGUAAAUUGAAUACUUGUAUGAUACAUAAUGAAUUUAGAAAUUAAUGAAAAAAGUCAUUAGACCUAAAUUAAUGACUUAGAGAUGCCUUACCAGGAUCCGUCCAAAGAUUAGAAAUAUAUGCAAUGGUAGCUUCUACCGAAUACUUAUAAUAAUAUAUUUCAUAGUCUUACCUGUAAAUUUUCGAUAAAAAAUAUCUAUUAAUGACUCUCUUCGGUAUCACUUAGUAUACUUUAAAAUUUACAUCGAUCUUAAAAAACUUGUGUGAAAUUAAUAAACCAGCAUAAUUAUAUCAAAACAAACAUAUUAUUGACAUUUUUAAUUAUUUCUGUCCAAACCAUUUCAAUUUAGAAUGGAUUAAAAUUUCUUUAAACAUUCGAGCUUUUAUGUCAAAUUUUUGAUAUUCUGAAAUAUUCGAUUAAUCAACUUGAACUAAACCAGUUUGUAAAGUAUGAUACUAUGUAAUUAAACUAGUUUCUAUUGAAUAUAGUCAUUCAAAUUUAAUAUUCAUUGUACUUAUGUUAUAUUUUCCAUUCUAAAUCUUCUUAGUGAUUUCGGAAGGAAAAAUCUGAAAUGUGCAGUUGGCUCUACCAUGAUAUAUCGAUGAUAUUAGAUAUCAUCGCCUAUAAUACCUGAUGGCAACAUGAUUAUUUUCAUUUAUUA